Messenger RNA from Blastocystis hominis, 873 nucleotides. RefSeq lists its product as hypothetical. Gene Ontology annotation, biological process: membrane protein proteolysis. The transcript is spliced from 4 exons. Gene Ontology annotation, cellular component: lumenal side of endoplasmic reticulum membrane; membrane; cytoplasmic side of endoplasmic reticulum membrane. Gene Ontology annotation, molecular function: aspartic endopeptidase activity, intramembrane cleaving. The record is from RefSeq and is a predicted model, not a curated record. Bases 1 to 873 code for a protein of 290 amino acids. Lineage: Eukaryota; Bigyra; Opalinata; Blastocystidae.
AUGAAUAAGGAGGACGCAAUGACGUUCCCUCUCAUUGCCUCUGCUGCCCUUUUUGGUUUGUACAUUGCUUUCAAGUAUUUCAACGAGAAUGUGGUUAAGAUGCUCAUUUUUAUUUAUCUGAUCAUUGCAUCGUGCGUUGCGAUGGCGGGAUGCAUUAAUUUGGUCCUUGAGAACUAUUUCCCUCUAGUGAUCUACCAGGUGAAUAUCAAAUGGCCAUUCAAGAUUCAGUUCACAAUUCGUCUUUGUGACCUGCUUUCGUAUCCGAGCUCGUUUGCAUUGGGUAUUUUAUACUUCGUGUACAGCCACUGGUUCGGCAACAAUGUCUAUGGCAUCUGCCUCUCUCUGGCCUACGAAUCCAUCGGUUCUUUCAAGAACGGAUGCUUACUGCUUGCUGGUCUCUUCCUCUACGAUAUUUUCUGGGUCUUCGGUACGGAAGUCAUGGUGAAAGUGGCAACCGGCGUGAAGGGUCCCAUCAAGUUCGUGUUCCCCAAAGCGCUUCCCGCUCCGAUGGAAUACACGCGUGAGGGCUUCAGCAUGCUGGGUCUGGGCGAUGUGGUGGUUCCUGGGUUCUUCAUUGCCUUUUUGCUGGCGUUCGACGCGUACAACGCGCGCAAAGAAGGCAAAAACACGGCGGAGAGCACGGAUUGGAGCAAGCCGUACUUCCACACCGGCUGCGUUUUCUAUGCGCUGGCUCUGCUGAUCACGGUGGUGGUGAUGAUCGCGUUUAAGCACGCGCAGCCAGCGUUGCUGUAUAUUGUGCCCGCGUGCUUUAUCGCCUCGUUCGGCACGGCGCUGGUGAAGGGACAGCUGUCUGAGCUGUGGAACUAUUCGGAAGAGAAGAUAACGACGAAGUACUCGAAGAAGGAGGAUUAA